CUGAUCUGUCAACGCACUACUAAGGCUGUCGUGCAUUGUUUCACGCAAUUAGGCUUCUUGGCGGACGUUUACCUCAAUGACUUUUAUGGAGCCGACUUGCCCGCGAGAGCAUCUACCACGUUCACAUCAUUAAAACAGCUGCUACAAGAACUCGGUCUUCAAACUUCACCUGAUAAGGAUUCUCCGCCAUCCACUAAACUGGUUUGCCUCGGCAUUAACGUCGAUUCGGAGGAGAUGUCUCUCUCUAUUCCUCCCUUUCGCGUGCAGGAACUCUUGCAGGAACUGUCUCUCUGGUCCCAGCAUUCGCGUUACACAAAGAAG
Molecule: messenger RNA, 321 nt
Organism: Porites evermanni
Lineage: Eukaryota; Metazoa; Cnidaria; Anthozoa; Scleractinia; Poritidae
Source: the annotation of a GenBank genome assembly